AUUUUGGAUUCGGUAUGCUGAACCGAAGUGAUGUUCAGGUCUUAACGAAGAUGAUUAGAAUUAUUUAUCUUGCUGCGACAUUAUUAAUUUUUGAAAAUUCCAUUGUCUCCGGCCAAAUAGCUCCAUACGAUUUUGGCGAAAGCACUAAGGGCGAAAGAGAAGGUGAACUUUCACCUGCUGCGAUAGCUGGUGUAGCUUUUGGAGUUGUUGCUGGUUUUGCUGGAUUGGCUGUCACUAUUCUGUUUUGCUACUAUGUCCAUAGAAAACAAAAACAGUUGGAGCAAAGUUCUUCUUCUUUCUUACAAACUAGAAAUGGAAAGAUGCAGAUAUGAUUUCUUUUUCAUUUCUUUUCACCAAUACUAUGACAUUUGCUCAUUUUUCAUUAUGGUAAUCAAAAUUUAUAAUUAAUUUUAAUAUCAGAAUUAGACUUUCAUAACGCAUAAUAUAUAAUGAAUCGUUUUUUCCAUCCAAUGA
This is a messenger RNA of Argiope bruennichi, 474 nucleotides long. RefSeq lists its product as uncharacterized. The coding region runs from base 15 to 332 and encodes 105 amino acids. The record is from RefSeq and is a predicted model, not a curated record. The transcript is spliced from 3 exons. Lineage: Eukaryota; Metazoa; Arthropoda; Arachnida; Araneae; Araneidae.